Messenger RNA from Macadamia integrifolia, 1809 nucleotides. Its product is annotated as abscisic acid 8'-hydroxylase CYP707A2-like. Bases 97 to 1503 code for a protein of 468 amino acids. The transcript has 6 exons. The record is from RefSeq and is a predicted model, not a curated record. Lineage: Eukaryota; Viridiplantae; Streptophyta; Magnoliopsida; Proteales; Proteaceae. Gene Ontology annotation, biological process: abscisic acid metabolic process; sterol metabolic process. Gene Ontology annotation, molecular function: heme binding; iron ion binding; oxidoreductase activity, acting on paired donors, with incorporation or reduction of molecular oxygen, NAD(P)H as one donor, and incorporation of one atom of oxygen.
UUAACUUCUUCAUUUUCUAUUCCAAUCUAUCAAAGAACUCUGUUACUAACUACUACUACAACUACCAGUAUUACCUCUAGCAAAGAAGCUCCUGACAUGGAUAUGACUACUCUCUUCUAUUCCUUCGCUGCGCUCUCCUUACUGUUUCUCAUUCCUCUAUUCCGAAUGCUAUCACAGGGUCGUCGCCACAAAUUGCCGUUACCGCCUGGCACAUUGGGUUGGCCAUAUGUUGGAGAAACCUUCCAACUCUAUUCCCAAGACCCAAAUGUCUUCUUUGCUUCCAAAGUGAAGAGGUAUGGGUCUAUAUUCAAGAGCCAUAUAUUGGGUUGCCCUUGCGUGAUGAUCUCGAGCCCGGAAGCUGCGAAAUUUGUGUUGUCCACACGGGCUGAUCUCUUUAAGCCUACAUUUCCUGCUAGCAAAGAAAGGAUGCUGGGUAGGCAAGCCAUCUUCUUCCAACAGGGAGACUAUCACAUGAAAUUGAGGAAGCUUGUUCUCAGGGCCUUCACCCCAGAGGCCAUCAAGAACAAAGUCUCCGACAUCGAGUCGAUUGCAAUUGAUGCUCUUCGAUUGUGGGAUGGGAAUUCCAUCAACACUUUCCAAGAGAUGAAGACGUACUCAUUCAAUGUGGCCAUACAAUCCAUCGUUGGAAAGGAUGAAAUCCGAUAUAAAGAGCAGCUGAAAAGGUGCUAUUAUAUUAUUGAGAAGGGCUAUAAUUCAAUGCCCAUCAACCUCCCAGGGACUCUCUUCCACAAAUCAAUGAAGGCAAGAGAAGAGAUUUCUGAGAUCUUGGCCAAAAUCCUCUUCUCCAGGAGACAGAGGAAAGAAGAAAACAAUGACUUGUUGGGUUCCUUCAUGGAGGAGAAAUCAGGACUCACCGACGAACAGAUUACCGACAAUGUCAUUGGUGUCAUAUUCGCCGCUCGAGACACCACAGCCAGCGUUAUGACGUGGAUCCUUAAGUACCUGGGAGAGAACCCAAGCGUCCUUAAAGCUGUUACUGAGGAGCACGAGUCGAUAAUUAAGACUAAAGAGGAGAAUAGCCAAGAACAGAUUCUAAAUUGGGCAGAUACCAAGAACAUGCCAAUAACUUCAAGAGUUAUUCAAGAGACACUGAGGGUUUCUUCCAUUCUUUCUUUCACUUUCAGAGAAGCUGUUGAAGAUGUUCAAUAUGAAGGUUACCUUAUACCAAAAGGGUGGAAAGUUUUACCAUUGUUCAGGAACAUUCACCACUGCCCAGAUUACUUUCCAGACCCUGAGAAGUUUGAUCCUUCAAGAUUUGAGGUUGCUCCAAAGCCAAAUACAUUCAUGCCAUUUGGAAAUGGGACCCACUCCUGUCCUGGUAAUGAAAUAGCCAAGCUGGAGAUGUUGAUCCUUCUACAUCACCUGACAACCAAGUACAGGUGGUCUGUGGUAGGACCACAAAAUGGAAUUCAGUACGGUCCAUUUGCUCUUCCCCAGGAUGGGUUACCCAUCAGAUUAUUCCCCAAGACCUCAUCAGAAUGAAGGAAGUCUCAAGACUGACAAUGAAUGAAGACACAAAAUAGAGAUACUCAAGCUCCCAACCAGAAUUGCAGAAAAGAAAAAAGAGAAAAAUAAAAGUCAAAGAGAGGCCUCUACUAGUAGCACUUUAGAGCUAGGGACUUCUUCUCCAGAACAGAGAGGAAUCCCUCCCAAAUUUUGGUCAAGGGAGAGACAUAUACAUGGAAAGAUGGAAGAAGAAACUUCACAAACAAAGGGAAGGGAAGCCAACUGUACAAAAAGAGCCUUCCAUUCCACACCAGAAAAAAAAAAAAAAAAAAAAAGGAAAAA